This is a messenger RNA of Stegodyphus dumicola, 1731 nucleotides long. RefSeq lists its product as uncharacterized. Lineage: Eukaryota; Metazoa; Arthropoda; Arachnida; Araneae; Eresidae. The record is from RefSeq and is a predicted model, not a curated record.
AUGCGCUCGGGGCUCCUGUGCCGGACCGGUUCUCUGGAACUUAACAUUCAAUCCUGUUCUGGAGUCAGACUGGCCACACAACACACCUCUGUUGUGGCAUACGCCGAUGACGCUGCUCUGCUGGUCAAAGGCCGUACGCGGAAGGAGCUGGAGAGUAACAGCACUACUACAUGUUCCAUCUUUGACAAUGCAUGCUCUGCCUUAAAGCUCAAAAUCUCUACAGAAAAGACCACAGCCCUCUUUAUUCCAAAAGCAGGCACCAACCCAUCGAGACGCCCCUGCAUCAAACUACAGGGGAAAAACAUUAAAUUUGUCAAGACAUUGAAGUAUCUGGGCCUCACCUGGGACUCUGGCCUCACCUGGCUCCCACAUGUACAAGAGCUGAGGAAUAAAACCUCAAUUAUUGCAAGAAAAGCACGCACAUUCCAGGGGAAGAAUUGGGGGCAAAGUCACCAUAUUCAAAAGCUACUCUACCAUACUGUAGCUGAAAAAAUAGCUACUUAUGCUGCUGCCACAUGGGCCCAGCCAAUGAGCGUCCGGAAAAUCAAGCUGCUAACAAGCCUACAAAGACCAUUUGCCCUCAAUCUCACCCGUGCCUAUCGGACCACCGCCACCAGCUCAGCGACUGUACUUGCAGGACUGAUUCCACUACACAUCAUAGUGGAAAUGGAGGCAGUCUACACAAAAGUAAUAUACUUGCGAAAGGACGCCUCACUUUCCAACACAACAUAUUGCCCCAUACAGUAUGAAACUCUUGGCCAUCCCCUACACACUCAUCCGGCUGUCAAAGGUAAAGGUGUCAAGAUAGACCUUUCACGUCAUUCGAAUGCCAAUGAAACCCAAGUUCCCACGCAAGGUUCCCACUUCUACUCGGAUGGGUCCAAGCAGGAGGACGGCGUAGGUUGUGCCUAUGUCUACUACCAGGACGGACAUCGACAAAAUGGUCGACAAGAAUGGAAGGGUCGCCUACAACUACAGAACAGCGUUUUCCAGGCUGAGGUUCUUGCUAUCACGGCAGCAACUCAACACAUCAUCCAUCAAGACAUCACGCAUGCAACCCUCCACACGAACAGCUUCUCAACACUGCAGGCACUACUAAACCAUCAGCACACUUCACCUCUAAUUAUCUCACUACAGCAUCUUCUACAACGGCAUGCACACAUUAACUUGCUACUGAAAUGGAUAAAGGCCCACGCGGACAACGAGGGCAAUGAGGCUGCGGAUCGCUUAGCCAAGCAAGCGGUCACAGACUCAGACGCCCAAUUCAACAGCCUUCCAGCACCACCCUCACAUCUGAAAAGUAUUCUAAGAAAACAGUGUCUUCAGCUAUGGCAGAGAGAGUGGAACCUCAGCCCCACAGGAAGACGCACCUUUGACUUUAUACCCAAAGUCAGCACAGAAAGGCACUUCGCCAUUGCACCCCUUACACAAUUCAUAACAGGUCAUGGCCCAUUUCCCAGCUACUUCUUCCAACGCAACAUAUCUCUAACUGACCAAUGCGUCUGCGGAGGUCACGGCACCCCGGAUCACUACCUCUAUGAAUGUGAAUUGACAACUGCUCAUCAUCUCCCCAGCCAAACCUCCAAUAGAGAAGCUUUUAAUAGAUUUAUUAUUACACAUAAGCCUGCAAUAUCCAAAAUUUGUCAAAUUGUCAGCAUCACUAGGGCGAUGGGUCAGGACAUCUGCUCUCUCCUCACUGAAUCCGCCAAUCGCCUCUCAGUUCGUCAUUAA